UUUUCUUCUCCCCUCUGUUAAUAGGUACUACUACUAUUCAUGUCUUUGAUGUCUCUUGUGACAUACUACUACAGUAAUUAGCACAGCCCAGCCUCCUCGCCUCCCACUCGUCUUCUCAGCAGAGUCAACCAGAGUCGGGUACAAAACCAGUAAAAUGCAGCAAAUCAAGAACUGGGGCCGCCAGUCACAGCGCAGACCGUCCCAGCCUCCUAUCCUAACCCCCGAAGAUGAAGCCUUUCUCCGGACUAUCACGUCCGAGGAUACGCGCCAGCCUCCCGUGUCGCCCCCUACCGGAGAGGCGUCGGCAAAUCGCGACGUACACUCCCCUACCAGCCCGAUCGAGCCGGUCGCAGAAAAGAUCCAACCCUCGGUUUCGCCGGGUGAGGAGUUCGGGAGAGAACUAGGAGAGGAAGAGAGAAGGAAGACACUCGAGAAGGAGGAAGCGGAGCAGAAGGCAAAAGCGACGCCCAAGGAUCGCAGGGCCAGCCAUGUGCCGGCAGGGUCUUCUAAAUCAGAUAAACCUCCGGUCGAGAAGAAGUUGAAUCCACUGAGUUGGUUCAGAAGGAAGAGUCCCGAGAAGAAGAAAAGUGAACCAGCAAAGAGUGCCACAACCGAUACCCCCAAGAACGCCCCCGUCAACAGCGCAGCCGACGCCGAAGUGAAGCAAGAAACCGAAGAUAUGACGGAGAUCCUGGAGCGUCUGAACCUAGCGGCGGACAACAACAGCGUCUUCUCCUUCAGCGACGAGACGCAGGAGCUGCUGCGGAAAUUCACGCUAAUCUUCAAGGACCUGAUCAACGGCGUCCCAACCGCCUACCAUGAUCUCGAAAUGCUCCUGACAAACGGCAACCGGCAGCUCCAGAGCACCUAUUCGCAGCUCCCGGGCUUCCUGCAGAAGCUGAUCGAGAAACUCCCCGAAAAGUGGACCGAGACCCUGGCCCCGGAGAUUCUCGCCGUCGCGGGUGAACGAGCGGCCAAGAGCGGCGUGAAUAUAGAGAAUGUCGGCAAGGCAGCCGCUACUGCCAACAAGAUGGGGAUUCAGGUGCCGAGCUUGAAGGAGCUCGUUGGGAAACCGGCUGCUGUCGUGGGGAUGCUCCGGUCCAUUGUGGCUUUCCUGAGGGCUCGUUUCCCUGCUGUGUUGGGGGUGAAUGCUCUUUGGUCGUUGGCCUUGUUUAUCCUCCUGUUCGUGCUGUGGUAUUGCCAUAAGCGCGGUCGCGAGGUCCGUCUCGAGAACGAACGCCUCGUCACCGAGGAGGAGAUCGGGAAGAUGAACGAGGAGUCUCCGGAGGAGCGAAUCCGUGCUACUCAAACUCUUACUACUACCGCGCCGCAGGGUGCGUCCGCGGCUGAAAUCCGCGACGGAAUCAAACAGGCGCAGGAAGCCCGACAGACUGUCCCAGAGACAGCUUCGACUCCGGCUGAGAGUACCCCAAAGAAGGAGAAAGAAAGCGAAGCACCCAAUACACCUGCGAAGCCGACCCGGUCCAAGUCAAGAUUGUCGAUAUUCGGUCGACCACAUCCGAAACCUGCGCUUGAUCCAAGCAAGGAUGUCCAACCAUAUCCUGGAACGUAGUCACGUCCUUGAUUUUUUUUGCUUAUUCUUUUUGUUUUUCCUUUGGAUGUCUUGGCUAUCUAUCAUACGAUACUAUACCCAUUUCUCCUUUUGCUACGAUACUACGAAAUCAUGUUUAUUUAUGGUUGAUUUUUCCUUCUUUUUUCUCUCAUUUUUCUAGAAUGAUUUUCCUCCCGUUUCUAAUAAUAAAAAGACGCAAAUUGGCAAC
Molecule: messenger RNA, 1781 nt
Organism: Aspergillus candidus
Lineage: Eukaryota; Fungi; Ascomycota; Eurotiomycetes; Eurotiales; Aspergillaceae
Exons: 3
Coding region: 155-1573 (472 amino acids)
Source: RefSeq, a predicted model, not a curated record